Messenger RNA from Centropristis striata (black sea bass), 3649 nucleotides. It is a transcript of the gene ift80, whose product is annotated as intraflagellar transport 80 homolog (Chlamydomonas). The transcript is spliced from 20 exons. The record is from RefSeq and is a predicted model, not a curated record. Gene Ontology annotation, cellular component: cilium; centrosome; intraciliary transport particle B. Gene Ontology annotation, biological process: cilium assembly. Lineage: Eukaryota; Metazoa; Chordata; Actinopteri; Perciformes; Serranidae. The coding region runs from base 840 to 3173 and encodes 777 amino acids. Gene Ontology annotation, molecular function: protein binding.
AAAUAUGCAUCAUCAUCCUUCUUUUUGUGAUCAAAACAGCCAAAUAUGACAUCCUUUAUAAUGCAAAGUUAAACCAGUGAAAAUAUUUGUGUUAACAAACGAGGCAAUGUCCUUCCAGAGUUUGUUGUAUCAGAUUAUUGUCGGAUUCAAAGUCUGAUGUUUCUACGUGUUCGAACGGUUGCCUGGUUACAGCAGAACGAGAAGUCCCGCCCGGAAGAAUACUUUACAUUUCAGGGCCAAAAAACAACAACAACAAAAACUUUACAUUUCAGGGAAUCCUGUUAGAUAGAUCGACGAUUAAUGCUACUGUAUUUGUUUUAGAUGUAUCAUUUAAAAUACUAGUGUUAAAGCAAUGCCAUUUGUAGUUGUGAAUAAAUUGGAAUAAUCAUUCUCAAGCAAGCGAGACUUGCAACUCUCGCGAUAUCUGAGCGUUUCAAGCUUCUUAUGACCCAGAUUACAUGGCUACAGAGGUUAGCAUGAUAACGCUAGCGAGAAAUUACUGAUAAGUGAUGUACAGACUUGCUCUGUGCUUUAUCGACUAUAUGUGCAUCUUAUGCUGAAGUGAAUUAUACGCAUGCAUUGUUCGCUGUCCCAUAAUAGAGUCGGCUAUGACAGAAGGAUGUCUGUUUUAACCAGAAAACCAAGUUAGCGUUAGCAUUCAAGUCGCUGGCAAGGCUCGGGUACAUUCACGUUAGCAACGGUGGCAGGUAGCUUAGCAACGGUGGCAGGUAGCUUAGCAACUACAGACGCUUGUUUUGUUCACCGUUACACCUACCAGAGCAUGACAACACCUGAGACGCCUUAUCUGCAGGGGAUCGACAGAGCAGAGAACAUCCACCAUGAGGCUGAAAACAUCGCUGCUACAAGAACCCAAACAUAAGGAACUUGUGAGUUGUGUUGGCUGGACCACAGCAGAUGAGCUGUACUCGUGCAGUGAGGACCACCAGAUCCUCAAGUGGAACCUGCUGACCAGUGAGACCAGUCUGGUUGUUAAAUUGCCAGAGGACAUAUACCCCAUUGACCUACACUGGUUCCCAAAGUCUGUUGGUGGCAAGAAACAGAACCAGACUGAGAUCUUUGUCCUCACCAGCACUGAUGGGAAGUUCCACCUGACCUCCAAGAUAGGGCGCAUUGAGAAGAGUGUUGAAGCACACAAGGGAGCUGUUCUGGCUGGAAGAUGGAAUUAUGAUGGGACUGCUCUUAUUACAGCUGGAGAAGAUGGGCAGAUCAAGAUCUGGUCUAAAAGUGGGAUGCUCCGCUCAACACUAGCCAGCCAAGGGUCCCCUGUAUAUUCUGUGGCCUGGGGUCCAGACUCAGACCGGAUCCUCUACACAUCAGGGAGACAGCUGCUCAUCAAGCCCUUGCAACCCAGUGCCAAAGUUAUACAGUGGAAGGCUCAUGAUGGGAUUAUCCUGAAGGUAGACUGGAAUUCAGUUAACGACCUGAUACUGUCAGGUGGAGAAGACUGUAAAUAUAAGGUCUGGGACAGCUUUGGUCGUCUGCUGUACUCGUCGUCGUCUCAUGACUACCCGGUCAGCUCUGUGUCCUGGGCUCCGGACGGAGAGCUGUUCGCCGUGGGCUCCUUCAACACGCUGCGGCUCUGUGACAAGACCGGAUGGUCCUAUGCGUUGGAGAAGCCGAACACAGGCAGCGUGUUCAGCCUGGCCUGGUCAGCAGACGGCACCCAGCUGGCCGGUUCCUGUGGCAACGGACAUGUCAUCUUCGCCCAUGUGGUGGAGCAGCACUGGGAGUGGAAGAACUUUGUGAUCACGCUGACCAAGAGGAGAACCAUGCAGGUGAGGAAUGUAACGAACGAUGCCGUGGACGUACUGGAGUUCAGAGAUCGAGUCAUCAAAACCUCGUUGGCGUUUGGUCACCUGGUGGUGGUCACAUCCCUCCAGUGCUACGUCUACAGCUCCAGGAACUGGAACACUCCCCUCAUCUUUGACCUGAAGGAGGGAACGGUGAGCCUCGUCCUGCAGGCUGAGAAACAUUUUCUCCUUGUGGAUGGAGCGGGGCUGUACACUUUCUCCUACGAGGGGAGAUUGAUAUCUUCCCCCAAGUUCCCUGGUCUGAGAGCUGACGUCCUGAACGCCCAAGGUGUUUCUCUCAGUAACGACACCAUCGCCAUUAGAGACAAGAGUGAUGAGAAAGUCAUCCUUGUGUUUGACGCUCUGACUGGGAAACCCCUCGGUGAUGGAAAGACACUGACUCACAAGCUGGAGGUGGUGGAGAUCGCUCUGGACCAAAGCGGCCCGUCCACCGAGAGAAAGAUCGCCCUGAUAGACAAGAACCGUGACCUUUACCUGACCUCUGUGCGUCAUCUUGGGCGAGAACCCAAAAUCUGCAAAAUCGGUAGCAUGGUCCACAGCAUGGCUUGGAAUGAUGCUGCUAACAUCCUGUGUGGGAUCCAGGACUCCCAGUUCACAGUGUGGUACUGCCCCAGUGUUGUCUUCACUGACAAGGACCUGCUACCUAAAACACUCUACAUAAAGGACGGCAGUGAGUUCAGUCGUGCACCCCACAUUCUGAGCUACGUUGGCACCAAGGUGACGUUGCGGCAGGGGGACGGGUCCCUGGUGUACAGCUGUGUGCCCCCCUACCCGGCCCUGCUGCACGAGUACAGCACCGCGGCACGCUGGGAGGACGCGCUGCGCCUCUGCCGCUUCGCCAAGGACCAGUCAUUGUGGGCGUGUCUGGCUGGCAUGGCGAUGGCCAGCAGGGAGCUGACCACAGCAGAGAUGGCCUACGCUGCCAUCGGAGAGCUACCCAGGGUUCAGUACAUCAACUUCAUAAAGGAGCAGCCGUCUAAGGAGUCGUCUCUGGCCCACAUGCUGAUGUUCAGCGGUCAGGUCCAGGAGGCCGAGGCCACGCUGCUCCAGGCCGGACUCAUCUACCAGGCCAUACGGGUCAACAUCGACCUGUUCAACUGGGAGAGGGCUCUGGAGCUGGCAGUCAAACACAAGACCCAUGUGGACACGGUGCUGGCCUAUAGAGGAGAGUUCCUGCAGAAGUUUGGCAGGAAGGAGACCAAUAAGAGGUUCCUGCAGUACGCUGAGGGGGUUGAGGUGGACUGGGAGAAAAUCCAGGCGAAGAUAGAGAUGGAGUUGUCUAAAGAGAGAGAGAAAGCAGCGAACGCCUCUGUGAGGAGCAGCGUGGCCUCACGGCGUUAAUGAGCAUUAACGCAUCAACUCUGCAGAAACUGAUUCUCAUGUGUUUUGGACAUUUGGUGAAUAUUAAGUUGUCUGGCUCGGACUCAGAGUCAUAAAAAUGUCUGUACUUAAGUACAUUACCUUUCAGUGAACAUAAGAGGGGACAUUUGGAGAUGUGGAGAUGUGACUUUGUCUCUGUAAUGUAAAACAUUUGCAUGGUUCUGUUACUGUCAGUGGAUGAUUUGACUCGAUAAGAUAUUUCUCGGCAACAACACCAUUAUGGCCUUUCUGUCUUAUCGGCUUCAGUGGUUUCAGUGUGUCGAGUUGAUUUUUAUCUUGAUAUGCUCAGUCAUGCACAACAAUAUAGCUUUGUUUUUUGUCAGUGACGCUUAAAUUUGUGUUUUUAUAUGGAUAGAUAUUUUUACACUGAUAUUCAGAACUUUGCCUUCUGUAAACGUGAAAGAUUGUAAGCUAAUAAAAAUGAUAUAAAUACUGUA